This is a messenger RNA of Dermochelys coriacea (leatherback sea turtle), 3048 nucleotides long. Its product is annotated as zinc finger protein 628-like. NCBI's taxonomy places the organism in Eukaryota, Metazoa, Chordata, Testudines, Dermochelyidae. Gene Ontology annotation, molecular function: DNA-binding transcription factor activity, RNA polymerase II-specific; RNA polymerase II cis-regulatory region sequence-specific DNA binding. The transcript has a single exon. Gene Ontology annotation, biological process: regulation of transcription by RNA polymerase II. The record is from RefSeq and is a predicted model, not a curated record. Bases 437 to 1876 code for a protein of 479 amino acids.
GCUGGGGACCCCCCCGGCCACUCGGGGGUUAAAUGGGCCGGGGAUACCCCAGUUGGGGGGGACCCCUCCCCACCAGGACCCCCCUGCUCCGUGCGGGACCCAGCGCCGAGACCGGGCUGCGGGGGCGGGGGUCUGCCCCGCUACGACGCCCGGCUGCUCCCUGGGACCCCCGGGGGUGGGGGCCCAGCCCCUCCCCCAUGCCAGUGCCCCCAAACAUCCCACAGGUUCACUUGAAGGGCUGAGAGCCAGCAGGACUCCUGGGUUCUCUCCCUGGCUCUGGGAGGGGAGUGGGGGCCAGUGGUUAGAGCGGGGGGGGGCUGGGAGCCCGGACUCCUGGGUUCUAUUCCUAUCCCUGUUUGUCUCUCCCUUGUAUUUACACCCUUCCUUUCCCUCUUUCCGGCAGGGGUUGGGGGGCUGCCCGGAGACCCCAGCCACCAUGAGGGGGCAGCGCAGGCUGGCGGGGGAGCCCCUGGAGACCCAGGUGGUGAGGGUGAAGGAGGAAGAGGAGGAGAAAGGAGCCGGGUGCCCGCGGGUCAUGGGCAAGCCAUACGUCUCGGAGCCGCUGUGCCAAGAGGGGGCUGGUGGCCUCAGCGCCCACUGCUGCACUUGCCUGGGGCCGCACCCGUUCCUUGCCCAGCCCUCCCUGCUGGCCGCGCCCCCGCGGCCAUGUCCUGGCACCGGGCAGGAUGCCAGCCCCCUGGCUAAGCCCUACGCCUGCUCUUUCUGCCCCAAGCGUUUCAAGCGUUCCUCGGACCGGCGGGACCACGAGCGGGUGCACACGGGCGAGCGCCCCUACCGCUGCCGGGUGUGCGGCAAGUGCUUCACCCAGUCCUCGGUGCUGACCGGCCACAUGCGCAUCCACACGGGCGAGUGCCCCUUCCACUGCCCCGUCUGCGGCAAGAGCUUCAACAACGCCUCCAACUUCAAGAAGCACCAGCGCAUCCACGCCCAGCCCCCGGGCAGCGAAACCGGCUCCCCUGCAACCUAUCCAAGCCAGCGGGACACUGAUGGGUGUGCCAAGGACCUGGCGCGAGAUGGUGGCGGUGAUGCCAAGCGGCCGGUGCUAUCUUGGGUGCCCCUCAGGUUUUCUGCCAGGGGCCCUGGGCCUGACUUCCCGGCUAACGGUGCCUGCCCGUCCCUGCCGGCAGUGAGGUUGACAGAAAGCCGGUGCCCUGGGGCAUGGCAGCAUCUGACAGUGGAGCGAGACCUAGAGCAGGGCUCCCCUGUCCCUGGCACGGGUGCCUGGCUGUCCCCCGGCAACUCAGCCUGCAGGGAAGCUGAUAACGGGGGGGGAGUGGCUGAGGAAGAGGAGGGUGGUCGUUCUCGCUGCUUCUUGCUGGAAAAGCUGGACCCAUCACCCCAAUUGUGCCUGAGCCCUGAUGCCCAUGAGCUGGGUGUGCCAGUCCAUGCCCCGCCCUGGCUUCUGAGCCCUGCUGCUCCUGGACAGGACAAGCCAGUCCACGCCCCUCCCUGGCGUUCGAGCACCAAUGCCCGUUCCUCACAUGGCAUGCUGCCCGCCCCCCUGCCCGCCCGGCAAUACAUCUGCUUUGUGUGCUCCAAGCGGUUCAAGCGGGCCACGGACCUGAAGGAGUACUUGCGGGUGCACACGGGCGAGCGCCCCUUUGCCUGCGGGGUCUGCGGCAAGCGCUUCACCCAGUCCUCAGCCCUGUCCAGCCACCUGCGCAUCCACACGGGCGAGCGCCCCUUCCGGUGCCCCGUCUGCCUCAAGAGCUUCAACAACGCCUCCAACUUUGCCAAGCACCGGCGGGUGCACUCGGGGGAGCGCCCCCACUGCUGCGCCUUGUGUGGAAAGAGCUUCCAGCAGCGCUGGUGGGUGGUCCGGCACCUCCGGGCCAUGCACCCGCCGCUGGGGUGAGUGCGGGGUGGGGCCCGCGUCCGGCCCGUGCACCCGCUACUGGACUGAAUGAGGAUGGGGCCCAGGUUGGGCAGCAGUCAUUGGCAUGUGGGCGCAGUCGGGGAGGCCGUGGCCUGGCCAGGUGAUGGGCACUGGGCUGAGAGUGAAAAUGUCUCAGUGAAAUCCUCGGCUAACGGAGAUCACCCCCCGCUCACACACACAUACAUACGUCCUGCUGUGGGAUGCUACGGACCACUGUCGGGGGAAAUGGUCACCCACUCAGUUCUCACCACAGUUUUUCCAUCUUUGUGGUAUGAAUUUUUUUCCAGUUCAAAACCUCAGAAAUAACUGGAAUGUCCCCCACCCAAUAUAAAACAUUGUGGGGACAUUUCCCCUCCACAAGGUGGCAAAAAACCAGCAAAACAAAUCAAUUUCCCCCCGAUUCUCCAGAGAUUACAAGUUUGGUUGAUAAAGGUCAUAGUGUCAAUAUAAUAUUUUGAUUUGGUACCGCAUGACAUUUUGACUAAGAAACUAGAAUGAUGCCUAAUGAAUGUGGCCCACAAUAAAUGGCUUAAAAACUGGCUAAUUGAUAGAGCUCAAAAGGUAACGGUCAUUGGGGAAGCAUCAUUGAGUGGGUGUGUUUCCAGCGGGGUCCCUCUAGGACCCGUUCUCGGCCCGACGUGAUUUAACGUUUCUACCAACGGCCUGGGAGAAAACUUAAAAUCAUCAUCCAGCAAGUUUGCAGGUGACCCAAAAAUGGCAGGAGUGGCCAGUACCGAAGAAGCCAUGUCACUGAUCCAGGUCACCGAUCUGGAUCGCUUGGUAAACUGGGCGCAAGCAAACAAGCUGUGUUUUAAUAGGGCUGACUGCCAACGUAUCCAGCUAGGAACAGAGAUGUCGGCCUUGCGUACGGGCUGGGGGACCCUCUCCUGGGGAGCAGCGACUCUGACAAUGAUUUGGGGGGUGUGGUGGAUAAUCAGCAGAACAGGAGCUCCCGGUGCCACGCUGGGGCCAAAAGACCUAAUGCCAUCAUGGGAUGCGAAAACGGGGGAAUCUCGAGUAAGCGCAGUGCGGUUAUUUUACCCCUAGAUCUGGGCCUGCGGAGACCGCUGCUGGGACCCCGUGUCCCAUUCUGGUGCCCACCAUUCAGGAAGGACGGUGAUCAAUUGGGGAGGGGUCAGGAGAACGUCUAA